AGCGAAUAAUGAAUCAUCAAAAUCCCGAUUCCUCCGCAUCUGUCCAUUUAUUUCAAAAAACAAGGGAAAAGAGAAAAAUAGCAUCAGCCCGUUCACCGUUGGGAGGGAAAUUAUUUUCCACUCUUGCUGCCGAAAAUUCAAAAAAUUCAAAAUUCCCCUCCCAGUCUUAGAUAUCCUCUUAAAAUGUUAUUAAAACCCUAAUUCUUCCCUCUUUCGCUCCUACCACCUAGCUCACUGUUGCUACUUUCAGGCACGGAUUCUGAAGUUACAGAGCUGAUAAAUUUCAAAUUUCGAAGUUCAGGUUUGUGACUUUGUGUACCUGGGCCUUUUAAGCAAAGAGGAUGAAAAUGAGCUUUGACAAUUAGCUUUCGCUUCUAUAUUUCAGUCUUGUGCUCUAAAAGUUGGAAGCUUUUAGAACUAUAUUUGAGUCUUGGAAGCUUUUAGAACUUCAGGAAUUAGGGAAUACCUCAAUAUAUCAUCUUAUAAAUUCAAUUUUAGCUCAAACAAGAAAUUGUGGUAUCAUCAUUGUCUUACCCUAGGUAAAUAUGCAAACUAGGAGAAGGGUUGAUGGAAGUGCUCGAGAUAUUCCGAGUCCAAGGGUUUCGAGACAGCAGAAGAAAUUAUCUGAGAACAUCCAAAAUCAGGCAAAAAAAGUUUCAGAUCUAAUCACAUCCUCAGCAAGGAAGCAGAAACCAGGCAACACAUUUUCUAAGAAGGCGGAGAAGCCUGUUACUGGUACAAAUUUGGAUUCAAGACUUGGAUUGCUGGGUAAAGAUGCUACCAACACUUGCUGGAGUCAAGGUGUUAGUUAUGGAAUUAUCUGUACUUCUAUUGAAAAUAAGGAAUAUGAAAAUGAAACUGCUAAUAGUCAAACCGAUGCUAUUUUUUCUCCUGCCUUUCGUAUCACCAGAAGUAUUGCAGGAGAAGUUUCAAGCAAAGUGGAUUUGGUUAUGCCCUUACAACAUGGACAUCUUCCUCUUGAUGACCGCGAUAAAGAGAACAUGGAGACCGACACACUGAAUGGUCACAUGCAAAACAUUUCAGCAAAUAUAGGGAGCAAUAACCCCACACCUGAGGUUUUGUCCAUGUGCCAGCCUUUAAAAACUUCAAGGUUAGAAUGUACUGAUGAGUAUAAUCAAGAGCAAGUGCAAACUGAAAUCAGCAUGGAGGAAACAGAAUGUCAAGAAUUUGAUGACUUCAAUCCGUAUUUUUUCAUCAAGAAUUUGCCAGAUCUGUCAUCUGUUGUUCCAACAUUCAGGCCACUUCUCUUGCCUAAACAAACCCGGAGUUGCCCUUCCUUCACUCUUGCCUUGGACUUGGAUGAGACUUUGGUGCACUCUACAGUGGAACCUUGUAAAGAUGCUGAUUUCACAUUCUCAGUGAAUUUCAACAUGAAGGAACACACAGUAUACGUACGAUGUCGUCCUCACCUCAGAUACUUCUUGGAGAAAGUGUCUGACCUUUUUGAGAUCAUCAUAUUUACUGCCAGCCAAAGCAUUUAUGCGGAGCAGGUUUUGAAUGUGUUAGAUCCAAAGCGAAAGUUUUUUCGUCAUCGUGUUUUCCGCGACUCUUGUGUGUUUGUUGAUGGAAAUUAUCUUAAAGAUCUAUCUAUUCUUGGCCGUGAUUUAGCACAUGUCAUUAUUGUGGACAACUCUCCUCAGGCAUUUGGAUUUCAAGUGGACAACGGUAUACCGAUCGAGAGUUGGUUUGAUGAUCCUUGUGACCAAGAAUUGCUUGCACUGCUCCCAUUUUUGGAGAGUUUAGUAGGAGUUGAGGAUGUUAGGCCAGUCAUUGCAAAGAAAUUCAACCUUAAAGGGAAAAUAGAAGCAGCUGUUUGUCAUUACUCAUCCUCUUUCAAUGCAAUUUCGUUUGGUAGAUAGAUUAAGUUGCCAUCUUGACCUGCUUGUCUUUGUAUUAUCAUUGUCAGUGACAUUUCCAGGUCAUGACUGUUGGUUUGUUAUACCCUUUAUUUAACUUUGUAAGUUGAUAUCAACCAUAAUCCAUUCCGCUAAUAAAUGACUUGAUCAAAA
Cuscuta epithymum is the source of this 2030-nucleotide messenger RNA. The record is from the annotation of a GenBank genome assembly. NCBI's taxonomy places the organism in Eukaryota, Viridiplantae, Streptophyta, Magnoliopsida, Solanales, Convolvulaceae.